AUGCCUUGGAACACAUUGCACACCAUGAAAGACAUGGAUGCUGCACAGCAGCACAGACAUACCAGGUUGGACACUGGAGAUGAAGUCAUCCCCAUCACCAAUGACUCAGAUAAUGAUGUUUUCACUGCUCCUGCAAUGGCCUCCCUUGGCAAACCUGUGCAUAUUGAAAGCCAUGGCAACCAUUCCGAGACCAAGACCAAGACCUUGCUGAAUGAUAACAUACCAGUCCUCUGCUGGGCGGUUGGGCAUGUGGCUGCCCUGAAGUUCCAGCAGGAGGAUGACAAAUGGCCCGAUCAGGUUUACCUGAGUGUGGACCCAAUUGUCAAGUCCAACAGUGAUUGUGCUGCUCAGAUUUGUAAUAUGUACUCCAAACCCAAGCAAGGUGGUUCCCUCAUUCCGUUUGGGACAGUCAUUGCCAGCAAGUUCCAGACACCUUUCAGCCCCUUGAAGAACAAAGAUGCUCAACCCUUGGAAUUCACGGCUGUCUAUGAUGCCAUGCAUGGUAUGAAGCCCAAGAAAGAUCUCCGUCAGUACUCAGCAUCCCAUCUCAAAAAGGGAGAUGUGGUUCUCUCCAAGAUGCAUAUCAAGAAGCGUUUCGAUUGCACCUCGUGCAAUUUGGGCUCCCCCAAGAAGGACUGGUCCUACACAGUUGGUUUCACCCUCCAUGCUGUGUAUGUCAUCGAGGUCGGCUCAAUCCCCAAAGAUGAUGACACUGAGGUGGAGUACGACUUCUAG
Molecule: messenger RNA, 735 nt
Organism: Dacryopinax primogenitus
Lineage: Eukaryota; Fungi; Basidiomycota; Dacrymycetes; Dacrymycetales; Dacrymycetaceae
Exons: 5
Coding region: 1-735 (244 amino acids)
Source: RefSeq, a predicted model, not a curated record